CCGGUCCCGGCGCCUGCGCCGCGGCCCCGGAAGGGCGAGGGGCGGGUUCUGGUUCCGGGGAUGGCGGCGGAGGGCCCGGGAGCGGCGCUGGGAGCGGGGCCGGGCCGCGCCCACCCCCAGUGAGACGCGGCGGGGGGAGCGGGGUACGAUGAGCCCCGGCAGCCGCAGGAGCCAGCGCUGAGCCCGCCCCGGCCGCGGACAUGGACGCGGAGGCCACAAUCCCCAUCUGGCAGAACAAGCCCCAUGGCUCAGCACGCAGCGUGGUCAGGAUGAUCGGGUCAAACCUCCCUCUGAAACCCUGUCCCAGAGCCACCUUCGAGGUUCUACCAAGUGUUUCAGAUCUCUAUUUAAAUGAUGUGCCCCCAGUCCCCACCUUGGCUGACAUUGUGUGGAUCGCAGCAGACGAUGAGGAAACCUAUGCCAGAGUCAGGAGCGACACUCGCCCGCUGAAGCACAAGUGGAAGCCGAGUCCCUUCACCGUGAUCCAGCGGAACGCCUCAGUCCCCAACCUGAGGAAGCAGGAGGAGAAGCUGCUCGCCCUGAAGAAGCCUGGCUUGCCAGCCCUGAGCCGAACCACGGAGCUCCAGGAUGAGCUGAGUCACCUCCGGAGCCAGAUCGCCAAGAUAGUCGCUGCAGAGUCAGCUUCUGCUCAGUUAACACCAGAUUUAUUAUCUCCAGGGAGUUCAAAUGCAUCUUCUCCUUUACAUUGUUUUGGACCCUCUUUCCAAUCCACCACUUCCUUUGUCAUUAGCGAUAUCACGGAGGAGGAGGCAGAGCUGGAAAGCCCCGAGCUCCCGUCGGUCUCCCUGCUCUGCUCUGCAGCCUCUGAGAGCUGCAAGCCAGACCCAAAGGAUCCUGAUGAGGAAGACUCCGUGUCCCUUUCCAAGGCCAGCAGUUUUGCAGACAUGAUGGGAAUUCUUAAAGACAUUCACAGGAUGAAGCAGAGCAAAGACUUAAACCGACCUUCCAUGAAGGAGGAGGACCCGGCUGUUCUUAUUGCAGAAGUUCUGAGAAGGAAAUUUGCCCUGAAGGAUGAAGAUCUGGCCCUGAAGGAGAAGUGAUGUCGCUGUCAUUCAACUCUGUAAGCAAAAGUGUUAUGCUCCCAAAAUUUUUCUCCACAGUAGCUGCCUUCCUAAGGAUUGAGCCUUUUGCCUCUUUUAUUAAUUAGACCUGGUUUCUGCACUGGACACUUAGGAAAGACCCUACGGAUUUGAUGUGUUUUCCAUGUAUUGUUAUAUUUAAGAAAAAAAAAAACAAACCAAUCUUUUUAAGAAGAUGGAAAUUCUUUUCCACCUGUGUUUUGAUGUUGAUUAUUGAUAAGGAUCUUCUGGAGUGCUGCUGGAUGACGUUCUUUCUUACCUACACUUUUCCUUAGGUUCCAAAUUAAGCAUUAACCUCCAACGGCCUCGUUACAAUAGAACCAGUUUCCAUUUCCAGUACAAACAGGACAAAGCCCUCCAGUUCUUUGUUCUGAGUGUGGUACAGAGCUGCUGAGAAUAAGCUCAUUAAUGCUUCCAGGUCUCCAGGCUGUUGGAUCAGAGUGGUAAAAGACGUUUUCCCAGUGACAGGACGGAACGAACCCCUCGGUGGGGCGUGAGUGGAUUUAGUGUGCCCUGGGUGUUUAACUCACAGAUUAGCCCACAGUUGCAUGACAGAAUGGCCUUAAUUUCUUGCCAGUAACUUAAUGUUUCAUUACUAGUCCUUGUAUUCCAAACCUGUAUUUUAUUUAGCGUUCAAAAGGUCUAUUUAUUGAUGCACCAAUGCAAAGGGCCGGGCACCCCCCGAGAGCAGGGGAGGGGUUUGGCCUUGGCUGUGGCUGCAGCUCUCACCCACUGAAGAGUUUUUCCUUCAGCCCCACCUUCGCUGCAAUGUUCCUCAUGGCUGUAUUUAAAGUAUGAUUUUUUUCCUUUGUAUAAAAUGGAGCCUUAAUAAGA
Molecule: messenger RNA, 1934 nt
Organism: Pipra filicauda (Wire-tailed manakin)
Lineage: Eukaryota; Metazoa; Chordata; Aves; Passeriformes; Pipridae
Gene: MTFR1L
Product: mitochondrial fission regulator 1 like
Exons: 7
Coding region: 201-1061 (286 amino acids)
Biological process (GO): mitochondrial fission; aerobic respiration
Cellular component (GO): mitochondrion
Source: RefSeq, a predicted model, not a curated record